AUGUUUUCUGAAGAUCUUCACUGUGAGGAGAGUGAAUACCAAAGCUCCGAGGACGCCUUGUCUAAUGAAUCUCUCACGUACAAGGAGGAUACUGGAAAAAAGGAGGACAGCAACAAGAAGAGGCACUUAGGUGGUCGCUGUGGAAACAACCCGGGUAGAGUGAAGCGUGUCGUAUCCUGCAAGAGGAAGACUCGACACUCGACGUUGAGCUCCGGAGGACGCAGGAGACCCUCUGUGACGGGGAGGACUUUUGACACAGUCAGCACGGAGAGUGAACGGAAGGAAGAGGAGGACAUGAUCUUUGGAGAUUCCUGGCAAUUUCCGCUGACACAAUCUCACACUCAGAACUGCCAGAUGGAAACAUCAGACAUCAGAUACCAUGACUACUUCUCCAAGAUAUCAAAGGAUCACAGUAUAAUGACCCAAGUUUUGUUUGGGAGGAAUUUAAAGCUCAGUAUAGCGCUAACACUGUGGCAAAGAAACGUUGGGGAAUUGCUAACGUAUCUUGCAAGACUCCAGGACACCAGCAUUACUGUUCAUUGUUUACCUUUUAUAACGGAGAGUCUUCAGAAUAAGAGCAGGCGUGUUUCAGUGGGCUUUUGUGUUGACCUUUUCCCUUUAGUGAAAAGCGUUCUUCAAAGUCAGUAUGAAGAUUAUAUAAUUACAGGAUUAAAUUGGAUACAGUCUGUUCUGAGACUAUGGUGGCCACAGCUCACAGGAAAUGGAGAGAGUGUGUCUGACAUAACUUCAUCUGAUAAGAGAAAUAUUCAUGUGAUUAAGCAGCAGCUACAAGAACUCUGGGAAGAAGAAUCUCGUCUGUGUUCAUCGUCUGGGCGUAUUGGUGAAAUGUGGAAGGUAAAAGAGGGACCAAAGACAUUAUAA
Molecule: messenger RNA, 882 nt
Organism: Chanos chanos (milkfish)
Lineage: Eukaryota; Metazoa; Chordata; Actinopteri; Gonorynchiformes; Chanidae
Product: KATNB1-like protein 1
Exons: 8
Coding region: 1-882 (293 amino acids)
Cellular component (GO): nucleolus
Molecular function (GO): microtubule binding
Source: RefSeq, a predicted model, not a curated record